Messenger RNA from Anopheles maculipalpis, 1035 nucleotides. RefSeq names its product Golgi phosphoprotein 3 homolog sauron (gene sau). Gene Ontology annotation, molecular function: phosphatidylinositol-4-phosphate binding. The record is from RefSeq and is a predicted model, not a curated record. Gene Ontology annotation, biological process: Golgi vesicle budding; Golgi to plasma membrane protein transport; retrograde vesicle-mediated transport, Golgi to endoplasmic reticulum. NCBI's taxonomy places the organism in Eukaryota, Metazoa, Arthropoda, Insecta, Diptera, Culicidae. Gene Ontology annotation, cellular component: trans-Golgi network; Golgi cisterna; cytosol. The transcript is spliced from 5 exons. The coding region runs from base 122 to 997 and encodes 291 amino acids.
CGCCACCACGGUCAGGUGUCAGUCAGCAACCUCGCGAACGGAGGCUGACUACUCUUCACAGCAGCAAAACAAUCACAUACCGGACGAGGACAGCGGCCUAAAGCGUCAACACGGCUGAACGAUGAAUCGAACGGACGGGCUUGUGAGACGUGUAAAAGCACGCGACACCGAAUCGAACGGUGGAUCAUCUUCAUCCGCUGCUAAUCAUGCCGACCAGGAGGACAACAAAGUGGACAAGGAGGACGAGAUGGAAGACUGCGAUUCAAAGGAAACGCGGCUUACUUUGAUGGAAGAGGUGCUGUUGCUUGGUCUAAAGGAUAAGGAGGGCUACACAUCAUUUUGGAACGAUUGCAUAUCGAGCGGACUGCGAGGGUGCAUUCUGAUCGAAUUGGGACUUCGUGGACGCAUCGAACUAGAAAGGGCCGGCAUGCGAAGGAAGGGCCUGUGCACGCGGAAAAUCACCCUCAAAUCCGAUACACCUACCGGUGAUGUACUGCUCGACGAGGCCUUGAAACAUAUUAAAGAAACGUACCCACCGGAAACUAUUCAGAGUUGGAUCGAAUAUUUGAGUGGGGAAACAUGGAAUCCGCUCAAGAUACGCUAUCAAUUGAAAAAUGUCCGAGAACGACUAGCCAAGAAUUUGGUCGAAAAGGGUGUGCUGACGACGGAGAAGCAAAAUUUUCUCCUCUUCGAUAUGACGACACAUCCCCUAACUGAUAACGUUAUCAAGUGCCGGUUGGUAAAGAAGAUACAGGAUGCGGUGCUCACAAAAUGGGUCAAUGAUCCGCAGCGAAUUGGCAAACGUAUGCUGGCACUGAUACUGUUGGCGCACGCAAGCGACGUGCUGGAGAAUGCCUUUGCGCCUCUGAACGAUGACGAUUAUGAGCUGGCGAUGCGACGGGUACGAGAGCUGCUGGAUCUUGACUUUGAGGCGGAGUCCGCCAAAUCGAACGCCAACGAAGUGAUUUGGGCCGUCUUUGCGGCCUUUACCAAGUAAGAUAAGCUGAACCAUCUUCCUAGUUCUGCCUAGACGCA